Messenger RNA from Bipolaris oryzae ATCC 44560, 1664 nucleotides. RefSeq lists its product as uncharacterized. Lineage: Eukaryota; Fungi; Ascomycota; Dothideomycetes; Pleosporales; Pleosporaceae. The annotation marks the transcript as partial. The record is from RefSeq and is a predicted model, not a curated record. The transcript is spliced from 2 exons. Gene Ontology annotation, molecular function: protein binding.
AUCUUGCACAUCGUUCUACAGAGAAGACAGUGGAAAGUCUUGCGGUUUCUUUACCAAAUGCAGCGCUGGAAAUAUCCCAAUCGUGUAUACGAUACUUACUUCUGGAGGAAUUCCAAUUGGACAUUUUUGUUCCAGAAGGAACGAGCCUCGGGACCAACUCGCCUGAAUCCUAUCGUUCAUUCCCAUACGACUUCGACGCAACAGCUCCAGAUCAUCAUCUUGGUCUAGACGAUCUCGGCCUAGACGAUCAACUUGGUCUAGAAAGUUUCUUUAAAAACUCGCGCGACCUAGAUGAGGAUCAAUGCGCACUGACCGCUCAGAAGUACAAGUUCUUUGAUUAUGCUGCCACCCAUUGGGCAGAGCACUACUCUCUAUGCGAAGACAUCGCCCCAAAGUCUGUCCAGGAUGCCGUCAAGGAAUUGACGAAGAGUUCUGGCUACGUUCUAACAAACUGGUUGAAAUACUACUGGUUCAAAAACAAUAUGGAAUACUCGUUUCCAGAUGUGUUCGAGGCUAUUGAAGUAGCCGCAUUUUUUAACUUGCCCGUACUGCUUGCUGAGGUUGUAGAGAAGGCAGAGUUUGACAGCGAUGCAAGAAAAGUCCAGGCUCUAUUCUGGGCAGCGAGGAGGUCUUCUCUAAAUUGCAUGAGAGUAUUGCUUCAGCACGGUGCAAACCCCAAUGGAAUCGGUACUGACCGGCAAACGCCAUUGACUAUAUCGGCGCAGUACGGCCAUCUAGAUGCUGUUCAGAUACUUCUAAACGAGCCAUUCACGGAUGUUACUCUCAAAGGCAAAUCUGGAAGGUCGGCACUAUCGUUUGCAGCGGGAAACGGACAUCUGGAGAUUGUAGAAGCCCUGCUGGAACAUGGAGCUCUCAUGCUAAACGAUCAGGACAACGCAAGUUGGACUCCACUUUUCUGGGCUGUGAUAGGAGACCAUGCGAAUGUUGUGCAACUUUUACUCAGGCAACCGUGUAUUGAUAUCAACGAAGUCGACAAGCAUGGACGCUCAGUACUAUCCUGGGCUGCAGGAGAAGGCGCGAGACGAGCUUUGAAGGUCUUACUUCGGCACCCCUCUGUAGACCUGAAUCUAAGGGAUAUCAAAGGGCUCUCUCCACUGCUUUGGGCUGCAAGGAAUGGUCAAAGAGAAGUAGUCAGUACUUUGGUGCACAAAAUGGGGGUUGACAAAGCCGCAAAUGAUAAGGACCUACGCAAUGCGAUCUCCUGGGCUUGUCAAGGGGGGCAUACUGACACUUUGCGCAUUUUGCUUAAGCAUAAGUGUGGGGGUGAGGACGACGUUGACAUCGACAAUUGGACACCGUUGCUGUGGGCGCUCUUUGAUCGGUCCCCAACGACUGUGGAGGUGCUUCUUUCGAGCCGGCGUGUCCAAAUCGACCGCCAAGACGGCUAUGGGCGUACAGCCUUGAUAUGGGCUGCGAGCUAUGGUUACCUAGACGUGGUGCAGCUACUAGUGUCAUGGAAAGCAAACGUGCUUAUCAAGAAUCAAGGUGGACAUACUGCUGCAGAUGUUGCAAGGAUGGAAGGGCAUACGGAGGUGUGGGAGUUUUUGGAGGCUCAGCAAGGCAAGGAACUAGAGAAGAGUGUAGAUAAAAAUCGGGGUCCAGUCCCUACACACAUAUACGUAGAGAUCGAUUUUAUUUCCUAA